AUGACCUCGACUGCAACCUUGUCGCCACUCCUCGGCUCUGGUUCUCGUCCCAGUCGCUUCCCGACCUCUCCUUUGUUCACAACGUCGCGUCAAACCUACGAUGACCUGGUCCUGGAUACUGCCAGAAAUCAAUUUGGGCCCACCAGGUGGGACCAAAAUGGCCCGUGGAACCCCGUGCAAGAUGGCGCUCAUCUCUCCCCGGCGCACAUGAAUCGUUCCCGUGGGGGUGGUCACGCCGCUCGGAGCUACGCAGCCAGCGACGGCAUUCAGCAACAACACCCUGACACUGAGAGUAUCAUCAGCGAGAGCAUCUUCACGUGCACCACGGGUACGCCGUACACGGCCCCAACCGAAUUCUCAACGUACCACGAGAGCCCCGGCAAGCAAAAUUCACCAAGCCUACACCGCCCGAGAUCGGCCCAGUCCGGCGCGGACCAGAGCGCCCACGGGUGCCCUCAGGGUUUCGUCGGACCUGCCCAGGUCAACCGCUACUGCGCUGGCGCGACAAGCGGGGACGAGGAUGGCUACGAGCAGCAGUCGACCUACUCUCCUACACCGACCUAUGGCGAGCUCUGUUCUUGGCAGGACGGCGAGGGGCGGAUGCCGCCGGCGCUAAUGGAAGUGCAACAAGCGCCUCCAACGUACGGUGGUUACGGGGAGUCUCAGUCGCGCAAUAGCCGAUACCCUCAUGACGGCUUGCCUUCGGCCGGGCUUCUUGCGAGCAUCAAGCGAAAGAGGAGCCCGGAAAACGAUUUCGAGGAGAUGCAGGCGCGCAGAAGCCGACACAUUCCUGGCAUGCUUCUCACCGGGCCCGCUGCAAGCAACAAGCGACGGAAGACUCCUGGCGAGCCUCACCGCCAGCGAAGAACCGGCCGCCGUACAGACCUUGGCGGCGACGACAACAACAAGGGCCGGGAAAGACGUCCUUUCCAUUGUGUGUUUUACUUUGCGGGCUGCAGAAAGGACUUCGCCACCAAGAACGAGUGGAAGCGUCACGUCUCGUCGCAGCACAUUCAGGACAAAGUGUGGAUCUGCGAUAUGGUGCCCUGCGGCGACCGAAGCAGCAAAAAGAUGCCCUCCACCUUCAACCGGAAGGAUCUCUUCGGCCAGCAUCUGAAGCGGAUGCACGGGCCCGACAGUCAGCACAAAACGACCAACGACAUCACGCGAAACCAGGCGUCUCCGCAGAUGAACGAGUUCGUCACCAAGGAGAUCCCAGUCAUCCAGGAUCGCUGCUGCAACGUCAAGCGGGAGCUUCCGCUGAGCAGCCUUUGCGGCUUCUGCGCGAAGCGGUUCGUGGGUCCCGGAAGCUGGGACGACAGAAUGGAGCACGUCGGUCGCCACUACGAGAACGCUGCCGCCACGACCGAGAACGUCAACCCUGGGUGCUGGACUCCCGAUCAGGGCCUGAUCGAUUGGGCCGUUAGGGAGAGGAUCGUCGUCCGCGGGUCCGAUGGCGCCUACACGCUUGGAAAGGUCGGCAAGGACGCGGUGAUGGGAAGUUGUUAG
This is a messenger RNA of Tricharina praecox, 1509 nucleotides long. RefSeq lists its product as uncharacterized. Gene Ontology annotation, molecular function: DNA-binding transcription factor activity. The record is from RefSeq and is a predicted model, not a curated record. Bases 1 to 1509 code for a protein of 502 amino acids. The transcript has a single exon. Lineage: Eukaryota; Fungi; Ascomycota; Pezizomycetes; Pezizales; Pyronemataceae.